AUGGAGUUUGCCUUCAUCACUGACAAGUUAAAUGCCACCGAUAUGGUAACUGUAGGUGUACAUUCCCUUUGUCAGAGACUCAUAAAUUAUACGUGGUGCUAAUUACUAGGCUAAAAUUAAUAUUCUGUAUUCGUGCUUCAUCUACAGAUGGACUUUGUGGCAGUAGAACACACACCUGAAAAACUUCUUAUUGACAUGGGUUUAAAAAGAAAGGGCGAUCUCUAUACCUUAAAAGCUAUGUGCCAGACAAAGAAGAAAUCCACUGAUGAUGAUCCGGAGCGGGAGACCAGGAAGAGACAACUUCUUCAAGAAAUCGUCAAAGAAAAAGAAAGCCGAGGCAAGAAGUUUUCAAGGGUCGAUGACAAAUCAACUGCAGGAAAAAAAAUGAGCAAAACCAGACGAAUAUCUUUGGGACUAAUGCAGUAUAGCAAGAAGAGAAAUAAGUAUGUCAGUGUACGCUACUCAAAAGGAGGUGGCACUUGCUUAAUAGAUGUACCUUUGUCUAUGACCAAAGAGGAACUGAUUAAAGAAGGAAAAGUAUUGUUUUUCCAAAAUGGUGUCUGUCCUCUUGGAGGAGAGUCAGACAUGAUUUUUGAGCUCGUAAAUUUUAAAGAAGUAAUAAAUACCCUCAAGGAGAGGAAUGGUGGAGCAUUGCCUUUCACUGUGCAGAGGUAUUUUGAGUUUUACAAGCUGUCAAAAGUUCAGUUAUAUAUUGCCUGUAGACCACUUGUGGAUGACGAUUCUGACGAUGGAGAGCUUAUGACAAGUCCUUUCAGCGCAUCUGAUAGAGAAGACCUGGUGGACAAAGGAAAACAAUGGCGCAAAAGUCUGCAACCUGCGAGUAAGAGUGCCCAUUCAGAUAGUGCCGCUUCCACACAUUUUUCCAUCGCAGCCUCCACAGCUUCUUCUCCACCUUCCUCUGCAGCUUCCACUUCUUCUUCCACAGCUGCCUCUGCAGCGUCCAGCGGUUCUCCCCCAGCUGCCUCUUCAGCAUCCACAGCUUCUUCCAUUGCUGCCUUCAUAGUGCAAGACAGGGAUUCGUCCUGUUGCUUUACUUCCCGACUUGAUGAUGAGAGGAGGCUAAAAGCUGAGCAAGACAAGGAAUAUGAAGAAUCCCUUGCAAUUGAUUUCUUGAAGAGAAAGGCUUUAGAGGAUGAAAUCGCCGAGACGUCAAGAUUAGAAGAAGUUCGUCGCGCAAGAGAAGCCAGAGUUCCAGUUCAGCACAGCACAGCACAGCACAGGUUCUCAUUGUCGUACAACACCCUUUUCAGGGGAGGGUAA
Molecule: messenger RNA, 1281 nt
Organism: Porites lobata
Lineage: Eukaryota; Metazoa; Cnidaria; Anthozoa; Scleractinia; Poritidae
Source: the annotation of a GenBank genome assembly